UACUGGAUCCGUAUCCAGUUCAAACGAUCCCUGGUCAUCAGCAUUCGGGUGUGUAUCCUUCAUCGAGUUAUGUUAGUACUAAUUGCAAAUUCUACAACCAUCGUAUACGUGCAAUAAUGCUGUAAGAUCACACAAACCUAAUGAUUACUAAGGGUUGUGUGUACACGUAUACUGAUUUGUUGUUGUGAUUAUUGAUUGCACUAGUUUUAGGACCAUGACACGGAAGUCUUCUAAGCGACAGCCCACUCGGUCAGAGGCAGAAAACCGUGAGCCCCCUUCGGAAGAGGAUAUUGACGACGAUGAGGGUGCGCCGUUUCAGGAAGAAGAAAGUCCAGCCACAACACGACAAUUCAAGGACAUACAACAACCAGUGCGCACUAAAAUGGCAGCAACCAGUGUCAACGGUGUAAAGAUUAUAUCGGGCAAACAAGAGGCCAAAGCGCGCGAGUUUGUGCGCACAUUCCUCAGAAAUACAGAGCUUUCUCUAAAUUAUAGACUGGUGGAAACCACACUCCGACUACGAAGUAUAGAAUGGUAG
This is a messenger RNA of Sphaeroforma arctica JP610, 538 nucleotides long. RefSeq lists its product as hypothetical. NCBI's taxonomy places the organism in Eukaryota, Ichthyosporea, Ichthyophonida. The record is from RefSeq and is a predicted model, not a curated record. The transcript is spliced from 2 exons. The coding region runs from base 215 to 538 and encodes 107 amino acids.